AUGAGCUCACAGCAGUUUGCUAGCGUGGACUCGGUGCUCGGAGGCGCUCGCGGAGGGGGCUGGGGUGGCCUAAAUGGCUUUAUGGAUGGCUUCGACCAGCGCUUCGCUGCGCCGCCGCAGGCGUACGAGGCCUACUUCAAAGCGUACCACAUGGCGCGCUUUCCGGGGCGCGAGCGGAACGACGUGAGCUACGGCGGAAAGAUUAUUAUGCCGCCAUCUGCACUGGCGACCAUCACAGACUUGGAGCUCGAGUCGCCGUGGACAUUUGUGCUGCGCAAUCGGAAUACGGCACAUCCGCUGCACACACAUGCAGGCGUUGUGGAAUUCAUUGCCGAGGAGGGCGUGGUAUACCUGCCUUCCUGGAUAAUGCGCAUGCUGCAGCUGGACGACGGCGAUCCGAUAUAUAUUCAGGGGACACGCCUGCCAAAAGGCCGGUUCGUCAAGAUCCAGCCCCAGACGGUCGACUUUUUGGAAAUUAGCGAUCCAAAGGCAGUGUACGUGAACGGCGCACUAACAACCAGACUCGAGCAAGCGCUCCGCAAUUACCCUACACUCACGCCCGGCGACAUCAUCGAGAUUAGCUACAAUUGCCUCACGUUUGAGAUUUUGAUUAUGGACGUCGUGCCGGACGCCGAGGGUAUUUCCAUCAUCGAGACGGACUUGGAGGUCGACUUCGCCCCGCCAAAGGGGUACGUCGAGCCCGAGCCCGUGCAAAGGGGAGGGCAGCCGACAAUGGCGUCGCGCCUCAAUAUCGAUACGGCCAAGCACGAGCUUACUGGCGCGACACAAAGCGUCGCCGAGUCCCCCGCGCCGUUCCGCGGGCUCGGCCAGACGCUCAGCGGCAAGAAAACCAAGGGGAAGCGGGAUAAACCGAUCACGCCGCGCGAGCAGGAUAGCCGCGUGCGGAGAACAGAGUACGUCGCUGCUACGCUUAUAUACAGUGUUCCUACGAUUGUUACCAACGAUACCAUGCAGGAAGAAAAGCGCGUGCCCGCGGCACUGCACCUCAACUUUGGCCAGUUGUUUUUUGGCUACGAUGUACCUAUUCUCGACGUCCCAGCUCCAGUGGAAAAGGAAGAGGGGAGCAGUGACCACCAUGCUCCGCGCUUCACUGGCACCGGCAAUCUGCUCGCUGCCCGCAAGCCCGACCCCAUUGUCAUAGACUCGGAGUAG
Malassezia vespertilionis is the source of this 1173-nucleotide messenger RNA. It is a transcript of the gene UFD1, whose product is annotated as ubiquitin fusion degradation protein. Gene Ontology annotation, cellular component: VCP-NPL4-UFD1 AAA ATPase complex. Gene Ontology annotation, molecular function: polyubiquitin modification-dependent protein binding. The transcript is spliced from 2 exons. The record is from RefSeq and is a predicted model, not a curated record. Bases 1 to 1173 code for a protein of 390 amino acids. NCBI's taxonomy places the organism in Eukaryota, Fungi, Basidiomycota, Malasseziomycetes, Malasseziales, Malasseziaceae.